Molecule: messenger RNA, 2751 nt
Organism: Antrostomus carolinensis (chuck-will's-widow)
Lineage: Eukaryota; Metazoa; Chordata; Aves; Caprimulgiformes; Caprimulgidae
Gene: POLR3B
Product: RNA polymerase III subunit B
Exons: 16
Biological process (GO): DNA-templated transcription
Molecular function (GO): DNA-directed RNA polymerase activity; DNA binding; ribonucleoside binding
Source: RefSeq, a predicted model, not a curated record
CUUCUUUCUCUUCUGUUUGAAGAUUUGUUCAAAAAAUUUAACUCUGAACUGAAAAAGAUUGCUGACCAGGUAAUCCCCAAGCAACGUGCAGCUCAGUUUGAUGUAGUAAAGCAUAUGCGUCAAGACCAAAUCACCAAUGGCAUGGUCAAUGCCAUCUCCACAGGAAAUUGGUCUCUGAAGAGAUUCAAAAUGGACCGCCAAGGUGUGACGCAAGUAUUGUCCCGUUUGUCUUACAUAUCUGCUCUGGGAAUGAUGACUAGAAUCUCUUCUCAGUUUGAAAAGACAAGGAAAGUGAGUGGUCCUCGGUCACUGCAACCAUCUCAGUGGGGCAUGCUCUGCCCAUCUGAUACUCCUGAAGGAGAGGCUUGUGGUUUGGUUAAAAACCUUGCCCUCAUGACUCACAUUACUACGGAUAUGGAAGAUGGCCCAAUUAUUAAAUUAGCCAGUAAUCUUGGAGUUGAAGAUGUCAACUUGCUCUGCGGUGAAGAACUUUCAUAUCCAAAUGUGUUCCUUGUUUUCCUUAAUGGUAACAUCCUUGGUGUCAUACGUGAUCAUCAGAAAUUAGUCAACACGUUUCGAAUAAUGCGUCGAGCAGGUUAUAUCAAUGAAUUCGUUUCCAUCUCUACAAAUCUUUCUGACAGAUGUGUCUACAUUUCCUCUGAUGGCGGGAGAUUGUGCAGACCCUACAUAAUUGUCAAGAAGCAAAAACCUGCGGUUACAAACAAGCAUAUGGAAGAACUGGCUCAGGGCUACAGGAAUUUUGAAGACUUCUUGCAUGAAGGCCUUGUUGAAUAUUUGGAUGUGAAUGAAGAAAAUGACUGUAACAUUGCACUAUAUGAACAUACAAUUAAUAAAGAUACAACACAUUUGGAGAUUGAGCCUUUCACGCUUCUUGGUGUCUGUGCUGGGCUGAUUCCAUAUCCUCACCACAACCAGUCCCCAAGGAACACUUAUCAGUGUGCCAUGGGGAAACAAGCAAUGGGUACUAUUGGAUACAAUCAAAGAAACAGGAUAGAUACUCUUAUGUACCUUCUAGCCUAUCCACAAAAGCCAAUGGUAAAAACAAAAACAAUUGAACUGAUAGAUUUUGAGAAACUGCCUGCUGGACAGAAUGCCACAGUUGCUGUGAUGAGCUACAGUGGUUACGAUAUCGAAGAUGCUCUUGUCUUAAACAAGGCCUCUUUGGACAGAGGUUUUGGAAGGUGUCUUGUGUAUAAGAACGCCAAGUGUACACUGAAGCGUUACACAAACCAGACAUUUGAUAAAGUUAUGGGUCCAAUGUUGGACGCAGCUACCCGGAAACCAAUCUGGCGCCAUGAAAUUUUAGAUGCUGAUGGUAUCUGCUCUCCAGGUGAAAAAGUAGAAAAUAAGCAAGUCCUUGUGAACAAAUCUAUGCCAACUGUGACCCAGACGCCUCUGGAAGGAAGUAGUGUGCCUCAGCAGCCACAGUACAAAGAUGUGCCAGUAACCUACAAAGGUGCAACUGAUUCAUACAUUGAAAAAGUAAUGAUUUCAUCAAAUGCAGAGGAUGCUUUCUUGAUCAAGAUGUUGUUGAGGCAAACUAGACGUCCAGAAAUUGGAGAUAAAUUUAGCAGUCGUCAUGGGCAGAAAGGGGUGUGUGGACUGAUUGUUCCUCAGGAGGACAUGCCAUUUUGUGAUACAGGAAUCUGUCCAGAUAUCAUAAUGAACCCUCAUGGCUUCCCAUCGCGUAUGACGGUAGGAAAGUUAAUUGAACUCCUUGCUGGAAAGGCUGGGGUCCUCGACGGCAGAUUUCACUAUGGAACAGCUUUUGGAGGCAGUAAAGUUAAGGAUGUGUGUGAAGAUCUUAUUCGCCAUGGUUAUAACUACCUGGGGAAGGACUACGUAACAUCUGGUAUCACUGGAGAGCCUUUGGAAGCAUAUAUCUAUUUUGGCCCUGUGUAUUACCAGAAACUAAAGCACAUGGUGUUGGAUAAAAUGCAUGCAAGAGCUCGAGGACCCAGAGCAGUGCUCACCAGGCAACCCACUGAAGGUCGAUCCCGUGAUGGUGGUUUGCGUCUUGGAGAGAUGGAACGGGAUUGUUUGAUAGGUUAUGGAGCCAGCAUGCUUCUGUUGGAAAGACUGAUGAUUUCAAGCGAUGCCUUUGAAGUGGAUGUUUGUGGGCAGUGUGGCUUGCUGGGGUACUCUGGCUGGUGCCACUAUUGCAAGUCAUCAUGUCAUGUGUCUUCUCUGCGCAUACCUUAUGCCUGUAAACUCUUAUUCCAAGAACUGCAGUCAAUGAACAUCAUACCUAGGCUAAAACUAGCAAAGUACAAUGAAUGAACAAGAUGAAAAAAAUGGCAAAAAGUACUUUACGGAAACUGAAAUCCAGCAUAUAUAACUGGAAGAUUUUUUUGGUGAACAGGAAUAACUCUAAAAGUUGAGUGGGUAGAAGGGAGGUGCAAGACAGUGUAAGAAAUCUUUCUUACGUAUCCUACCUGGUUUUAAGUUGUCAGGGGAGACUCUGUCAGUAGAAUACACUGGAGCAGUUCUGAAAGCCUUGAUGAGUUUGAGUGAACAGGACAUGUGGGAAUUGCAGAAUAAGGCCAUGAUCCAGCAAAGUAUUUGCAUCACUUCAGACAACACCAUGCUUGGUUUUGAAAAGUGCUUUGUUGGACAAGGGCUUGAGCUGAGCUAAAUGCACAUCUUACUCAUAGAGGUUAAAAAUGUUUUCCAGACUAGUGGACUAUGAAAGACUAAUAAAUGUUUUAAAUAAUAAUAAUACUGCCUGAA